UGGCACGGGCGGCCUCAGGCGGGCGCUGGGCACGGGCCGCGCCUGCCCCCUGGCGGCGCCUGCGCGUCCCGCCGGGCCCGUGCCCCGCACAGCUGCGCGAGCGGGACGCGCCGCGCGCUCUUCCUGCUGCCCGCGCUGCUCUUCCCGCACAUUGACCCGCGUCCUCCGCCCUCAGGGAGACUUCCCCGCCCGCCCUGACCAGCCUGCUCGGUGCUGGUGACACGCGCUGACAGCUGCCAUGGACGUGCUCGCAGCUGAGCCGUCACCCUGACACAGCUGCGGGCAGAGCAGCAGCCCGCACCAGACCAUGUCCCUGCGCGCUUGGACGCACAUCUGCAGCCGGUCAGAGGGCCAGAUGCAGUACAUACCUCUGGAUCUGCUGAUUCACAUCCUCUAAUGGAAAGUAAACUUAAAGCAUUCAGUAUUGGCAAAAUGAGCGCUGCCAAACGGACACUGAGUAAGAAGGAGCAAGAAGAAUUGAAAAAGAAGGAGGAUGAGAAGGCUGCUGCAGAAAUUUAUGAAGAAUUCCUUGCUGCCUUUGAAGGAGGUGAUGGUAAUAAAGUGAAAACAUUUGUAAGAGGAGGAAUCGUUAAUGCGUCCAAAGAGGAGCAUGAAACAGAUGAAAAACGUGGUAAAAUCUAUAAACCGUCGUCACGAUUCUCAGAUCAAAAAAAUCAACCAAGUCAGCCAUCUAAUGAGAAACCUCCGUCCCUCCUCAUGAUAGAAACCAAAAAGCCUCCUUUGAAGAAAGGAGAGAAGGAAAAGAAAAAGAGUAAUUUGGAACUUUUUAAAGAAGAAUUAAAGCAAAUCCAAGAGGAGCGUGAUGAAAGGCACAAAACAAAAGGUAGAUUGAGUCGUUUUGAACCACCCCAGUCUGAUUCAGAUGGGCAGCGGCGGUCAAUGGAUGCUCCUUCAAGAAGAAACAGAUCAUCUGGUGUACUGGAUGAUUAUGCACCAGGGUCACAUGAUGUUGGAGAUCCAAGCACAACAAAUUUGUAUCUGGGAAACAUCAAUCCUCAGAUGAAUGAAGAGAUGUUAUGUCAAGAAUUUGGCCGCUUUGGACCAUUAGCGAGUGUUAAAAUUAUGUGGCCAAGAACUGAUGAAGAAAGAGCAAGAGAAAGAAAUUGUGGCUUUGUUGCCUUUAUGAACAGGAGAGAUGCUGAAAGAGCAUUGAAGAAUUUAAAUGGCAAGAUGAUUAUGUCGUUUGAAAUGAAGCUGGGCUGGGGCAAAGCUGUACCUAUACCACCACAUCCAAUCUACAUUCCACCCUCCAUGAUGGAGCACACCCUGCCGCCGCCCCCGUCAGGACUGCCUUUCAAUGCCCAGCCUAGGGAGAGGUUGAAGAAUCCUAAUGCUCCAAUGUUACCACCACCCAAAAACAAGGAAGAUUUUGAGAAGACUCUGUCGCAAGCCAUAGUCAAAGUGGUUAUCCCAACAGAAAGGAAUUUGCUCGCUUUGAUACAUCGAAUGAUAGAGUUUGUGGUUCGGGAAGGGCCCAUGUUCGAAGCCAUGAUCAUGAACCGAGAAAUCAACAACCCAAUGUUCAGGUUUUUAUUUGAAAAUCAGACUCCAGCCCAUGUGUAUUAUAGAUGGAAGCUUUAUUCAAUUCUUCAGGGGGAUGCUCCAACCAAGUGGAGGACAGAAGAUUUCCGUAUGUUCAAAAAUGGAUCCUUCUGGAGGCCACCACCAUUGAAUCCAUACCUGCAUGGGAUGUCAGAAGAGCAAGAAACGGAAGCGUUUGUGGAGGAACCGAACAAGAAGGGUGCACUUAAGGAAGAACAGAGGGACAAACUAGAGGAAAUUCUGCGUGGCUUAACUCCUCGGAAGAACGACAUUGGUGAUGCAAUGGUUUUCUGUCUCAAUAAUGCGGAAGCUGCUGAAGAAAUUGUGGACUGCAUUACAGAGUCAUUGUCCAUCCUCAAGACUCCUCUUCCUAAGAAGAUCGCAAGAUUGUAUCUAGUGUCGGAUGUGUUAUACAACUCUUCAGCUAAAGUUGCCAAUGCUUCCUACUAUAGAAAAUUUUUUGAAACAAAAUUAUGUCAGAUAUUCUCUGAUCUCAAUGCUACUUACCGUACAAUACAAGGCCAUUUACAGUCUGAAAAUUUCAAGCAACGGGUGAUGACUUGCUUCCGAGCAUGGGAAGACUGGGCAAUCUAUCCAGAACCAUUUCUGAUCAAACUACAGAAUAUUUUCUUGGGACUUGUAAAUAUCAUGGAAGAUAAAGAAACAGAGGAAGUACCAGAUGAUCUUGAUGGUGCUCCCAUUGAGGAAGAGCUCGAUGGUGCUCCACUAGAAGAUGUGGAUGGAAUUCCUAUUGAUGCUGCUCCUAUUGAUGAUCUGGAUGGAGUCCCAAUUAAAUCGCUGGAUGAUGAUCUUGACGGAGUUCCUUUGGAUACAACUGAAGACUCAAAGAAGAAUGAGCCUAUAUUUAAAGUUGCCCCUUCAAAGUGGGAAGCAGUGGAUGAAUCGGAACUGGAAGCUCAAGCUGUUACUACUUCUAAGUGGGAGCUUUUUGACCAACAUGAAGAAUCUGAGGAGGAGGAAAUUCAAAAUCAAGAAGAAGAAAGUGAAGAUGAAGAAGACACACAGAGUUCUAAGUCAGAAGAACAACACAUGUAUUCCAAUCCUAUUAAAGAGGAAAUGCCUGACUCCAAAUCAUCAGUCAAAUACUCAGAAAUGAGUGAAGAAAAGCGUGCCAAACUCCGAGAGAUAGAGCUUAAGGUGAUGAAGUUUCAGGAUGAGUUAGAGUCUGGGAAAAGACCCAAGAAGCCAGGCCAGAGUUUUCAGGAACAGGUUGAACACUAUAGAGACAAGCUGCUCCAGAGGGAAAAAGAAAAAGAGAUGGAAAGAGAACGGGACAGAGACAAAAAGGACAAGGAAAAGUCUGAGACCAGGUCCAAAGAUAAGAAGGAAAAAGAGGAAUGUACACCAACACGAAAAGAGAGGAAGAGGCGGCACAGCGGCUCCCCCAGCCCGUCCCGCAGCAGCGGCAGCCGCCGCGCCAAGUCGCCCUCGCCCAAGUCGGAACGCUCGGAACGCUCCGAGCGCUCCCACAAGGAGAGCUCCCGCUCCCGCUCCUCACACAAAGAUUCUCCCAGGGAUGUCAGUAAAAAAGGCAAAAGGUCGCCAUCUGGCUCCAGGACACCCAAAAGAUCAAGAAGAUCACGAUCCAGAUCCCCUAAAAAGUCAGGGAAAAAAUCCAGGUCUCAGUCCCGUUCUCCUCACAGAUCUCACAAGAAGUCAAAGAAAAGCAAACACUGACAUUGUUAAUAUUUUUUAUGAUGCUGUCACUUACUGGAAAUGCGGUUUUGUUUUUGUGCCUGAACAGUCUGUUUAAAAACAAAAAAGCAUUCCUGAUUUUUUUUUUGUGAAUGCACGUGUAUACUCAUGAGUAUCUGCAUCUGUAGACCUGUCAUUGUUUUAUAUUGUACAAAAAUAUCUUCAUUGUGACUAUUUCCCAAAAGAAACAUUUUUGUGUUUAGAAGUUUCAUCAGAAAUGUGUGUAACUGAUCUGCUGGCAGUAGUGAUAUUUUGUUUUUAGAAUGUUGUGACAUAGCAGAAAUAACCCAAAUGUUCCCCCUUUUUGUAGCUUUGACAAUUUGAAUUAGAUUUCAAAUAAAAUCUGAACAGAAAAUGAA
Onychostruthus taczanowskii (white-rumped snowfinch) is the source of this 3638-nucleotide messenger RNA. It is a transcript of the gene U2SURP, whose product is annotated as U2 snRNP associated SURP domain containing. Gene Ontology annotation, biological process: RNA processing. Gene Ontology annotation, molecular function: RNA binding. Bases 397 to 3261 code for a protein of 954 amino acids. Gene Ontology annotation, cellular component: nucleus. The record is from RefSeq and is a predicted model, not a curated record. Lineage: Eukaryota; Metazoa; Chordata; Aves; Passeriformes; Passeridae. The transcript is spliced from 27 exons.